Molecule: messenger RNA, 2402 nt
Organism: Malus domestica (apple)
Lineage: Eukaryota; Viridiplantae; Streptophyta; Magnoliopsida; Rosales; Rosaceae
Product: phosphoenolpyruvate carboxykinase (ATP) 1
Biological process (GO): gluconeogenesis
Cellular component (GO): cytosol
Molecular function (GO): ATP binding; phosphoenolpyruvate carboxykinase (ATP) activity
Source: RefSeq, a predicted model, not a curated record
GAUCUCUCAUAUCAAAAUCUGCAACUCUCUCUUUCAUCCUCCCGUAAUUUGAAACUAGCAGGCUUUCUUGGUGACUGGUCUCACUCUCAGUUUCUGGUUCGAAUUUCUCUUUGUUUGUUCCCAUCCUUUACAUGCAAAAGAAAGGGGAAAAAAAAUAAACAAACAUGGCUCAGAAUAAUAGGGCAGAAAUUGGAGGGUUUAACUAUUCAAGGACUGGAAGUAUGGGACGCCAUGGACUGCCGAAAAUCCAAACCCAGCAUGAGAAGUCCUCGGCCGAGGUUUGCCACGACGACAGCACAACGCCGGUGAAGGCCAAGACGAUCGACGAGCUCCACUCUCUUCAGAAGAAGAAGUCGCAACCCACCACCCCCAUCACCGGAUCGCAGGGGGCUUUUACCCCCACCAUGUCUGAAGAGGAUCGCCACAGGCAGCAGCUCCAGUCCAUCAGUGCCUCAUUGGCGUCACUGACGAGGGAGACGGGGCCGAAGGUGGUGAAGGGGGACCCGAAGUCAGAUGGGCAGAAGGCGACGCAUGUUGAACAUCAUCUUUACGACGCUUCUCUCUUUGGCGUCAGUGAUAGUGCCCUCAAGUUUACCCAUAUCCUUUACAAUCUCUCUCCUGCUGAACUAUAUGAGCAAGCUAUAAAGUAUGAGAAAGGUUCGUUUAUAACGGCAUCGGGUGCGUUGGCCACUUUAUCUGGGGCAAAAACUGGGCGUUCUCCAAGAGACAAACGAGUUGUCAAAGAUGAAGAAACUGAAAACGAGCUUUGGUGGGGAAAGGGCUCACCCAACAUUGAAAUGGACGAGCAUACUUUCUUAGUGAACAGAGAAAGAGCUGUAGAUUACUUGAAUUCCUUGGACAAGGUUUUUGUGAAUGAUCAGUUUCUUAACUGGGAUCCAGAACACCGAAUCAAAGUUCGGAUUGUAUCUGCGAGAGCUUACCACUCCCUCUUUAUGCAUAACAUGUGCAUCCGCCCUACUCCUGAAGAGCUGGAGGAUUUCAGUACUCCAGACUUCACAAUAUACAACGCCGGGCAGUUUCCAUGUAACCGUUUCACUCACCACAUGACGUCCUCUACAAGCGUAGACCUCAAUCUUUCUAGGAGGGAAAUGGUCAUCCUUGGCACCCAGUAUGCUGGAGAAAUGAAGAAAGGCCUGUUCAGUGUCAUGCACUAUCUCAUGCCUAAGCGUCAAAUCCUCUCCCUCCACUCUGGGUGCAAUAUGGGGAAAGGCGGCGAUGUUGCCCUUUUCUUUGGCUUAUCUGGCACUGGGAAGACGACUCUGUCUACAGACCAUAAUCGGUAUCUAAUUGGAGAUGAUGAGCACUGCUGGAGCAACAAUGGUGUGUCAAACAUUGAAGGUGGUUGCUAUGCCAAGUGCAUUGAUUUGUCAAAGGACAAGGAACCAGAUAUUUGGAACGCUAUCAAAUUCGGGACUGUUUUGGAGAAUGUUGUGUUUGAUGAGUAUAAUCGAGAAGUUGAUUACUCAGAGAAAUCUGUUACUGAAAACACCCGGGCAGCAUAUCCAAUAGAGUAUAUACCGAAUGCUAAAAUACCGUGUGUUGGCCCCCAUCCGAAAAAUGUCAUCCUCCUGGCAUGUGAUGCAUUUGGUGUGCUUCCACCAGUGAGCAAGCUGAGCUUGGCUCAAACUAUGUACCAUUUCAUCAGCGGUUACACUGCUUUGGUGGCUGGAACAGAAGAUGGUAUUAAGGAGCCACAAGCUACAUUCUCAGCAUGUUUCGGUGCAGCGUUUAUUAUGAUGCAUCCGACAAGGUAUGCAGCAAUGUUGGCUGAAAAGAUGCAGAAGCACGGAGCCACAGGGUGGCUUGUUAACACAGGGUGGUCUGCAGGAAGGUAUGGAACAGGUAACCGUAUCAAAUUAGCCUAUACCAGGAAGAUUAUCGAUGCGAUCCACUCGGGGGACCUUCUGAAUGCAACCUACACAAAGACUGAAGUUUUCGGUCUUGAGAUUCCUACAGAGAUUGAGGGUGUACCUUCAGAAAUUCUGGACCCAAUAAACACCUGGUCAGACAAGAAAGCCUACAAAGACACACUACUUCAUCUGGGUGGUCUGUUCAAGAAGAACUUCGAGGUGUUCAUGAAUCACAAGAUCGGAAAGGACAACAAGCUGACCGGGGAAAUUCUUGCAGCGGGACCAAAUUUUUGAUCCGGCAGCUGUGUGAUUGAUGAAAUGAAAUGAAAUAAUGAACAUUUAUACGUAUAUCUAUCCAUGUCAUGUGAACCGAUCAAUUAACUCACUACCUUGUGUAAAGAAAGUGUCAUUCAGUUUUCAUUUUUCUUGGUUGUGUUCCCCGAUUACUCUAUGCAACCUUCUAAACCUUGUGUAAAGAAAGCAUGUAAUUGUUAGCUUUAUGGAUUGUGGAAGAUGAGUUUGGUUUGAGAA